Striga asiatica is the source of this 1401-nucleotide messenger RNA. NCBI's taxonomy places the organism in Eukaryota, Viridiplantae, Streptophyta, Magnoliopsida, Lamiales, Orobanchaceae. The record is from the annotation of a GenBank genome assembly.
CCUCGCCGAUUUCGCCCCGAACACCGCAGACUCCGCCCGUCGCACACCUUCAGCCGCCGACGUCCACCCCAGCCGCCAUCGACAGAGCCACCGUCGUUCAGCCACGAACAUCCAAUCGCGAACCGCCGUCGCGUGCCUCUGUAUCGUGAGCAACUCGCCGCCGUCUCUCCCCGCGACCAGUCCGUCCAUCGCCGGGAGGUGUCGAAUUUCCGACCAGGUUCUGUCCGUGCGUCGCCUUCACGAUUGAGCAGCCCUAUCAUCGGCGUCAACCGCCGCCGCGUACGAGCCACCGGCCAGCGAGUGGCGAACCUCAGUCCGAGCCGCGAACCGCCACUGCAGCAUCCCGCCGGCGGAUUUAUAGUAGGGAAGUGGACCAAUGCAUAUGAUGGGAAGACGAUUGAGGUCCAAAAUCCUGCAACUGGCAAUGAUAUAACAAAUGUUUUGUGCAUUGGUAGAAGGGAGACGAACAAUGCAGUUGCUUCAACACAUGAUGCAUUUCCAUUUGAGAAGAUGAAUGUUGUGAAUGCCUUUGGUGAAGGGCCUUUAAUAAAUAGUGCUGCAGUACACAAGGUCAAUUUUCUAUUCACAUUGUAAUUUAUGUUAAACGAAUCUUGCACUGAAUCUUGCUGAUAUCAAGAUAUUAUUAAAAUCAUGAUGAACUUAAUUUGAUAACUAGAUUUUAUGCCUAUCUUUUUACAAGUCAGUACAUAGCAUAACGGAUGCCUUAGGACAGAGAAGUUUAUGCGUAUCUUGUUCUGAUUCCCCAAAAUUAUUUUCCUUAUCGGCCACUUUUGUUAAAAAUGUUACAUGAAACUGUUUCUUUUGUAUAAAAUUAUUCUUUCAAACCAUUGUAAGAGCCAUUUAGUUUUCAAUUUCAUAGGUUAUACCUGUAAAUUACUAGAUUCCUGGUUAGCCAGAAGGGAAACAACAUUGAAAUUUCAAUAUCUUAGACUUGGAAAUGACUUUAGUCACAGUCAAACAUAAAGAAAAGAUCUACAACUUAGAAUUCUUGUCAUUCAUAUAUGAUUCUGAAUAGUGUGUUAGUUAAAUACCCAUUUUAUUCUCCCAUUGUAUGGAGGAAGUAAUUGGGUCUGUUGACCUCGUCUGAAAUUUAAAACCGAGGAAGAAGCUAUUCAUAUGCAGGUGAUCCUGGUGAACCCAAUCUUCUAUGAUGAGAUUCAAACAAACGAACUUGUAAUCAUUGGGAGAAAUUGACCAAAUAGUGUUGCUAGUAUAUAACAUUCAUUAUAUUGUAGCUGAGUUUUAUUUUAAUUGUUGUUUAUUUGUGUAUUAUUGAAUAAUUUUUAGUUUUUAAUACAAACUUUCGUGGUUGGCUAAGGCCCAAGGGCAAGUGGUGUAACUUGAUAAGUUGAGCUUAAGUAUUUUCGUGUUUGUUUGUUU